Messenger RNA from Cladocopium goreaui, 1584 nucleotides. The record is from the annotation of a GenBank genome assembly. Lineage: Eukaryota; Dinophyceae; Suessiales; Symbiodiniaceae.
GCCACCAGAGCGGACCAUGAAAGUGACGCCUUCCCAGGAUGGCAGCCAGCGUGCAGUUGCGGGACUUGACACCGUGGUGCCUGCGCUAGCACAGACAGUCCAGCGAUUGGAGAACUUGCAGCGUCAGACGGCGGGUGAAAAUGGCCCAAAAGCCCAGCUGGCGCAGUUGUUGGAGAAUGCCAGGACUUUGUCCAACCAACUUCCCAAGAUCUCGCAGCCGGAAGCAGCGGCUGCCACUUUGCGCCAGCGCCUGGUGGAUUUCGAGCAGUUCGCCCCACGGGAUCCUGUGGACCCGCGGGAAAGGACCAUGGAGCUGUUGGCGCGUUGGCGAAGUGCGGUGAGUCGCCAGGAGGUGCUGAAUAAAGAGGAAUCAGCUGAAGUACUAGGCGCACUGCUACGGGGCGAACGGGCCAUUGCCGAGCUCCAACGGGCCGAAGCGGCGUGCACCCGGCGCUGGGCGGCCAUGUCUCAGGAAGCGCGUCAACUUGUGGAUCGCAUCAAGGGCUUCAAAGGUCGAGCCCAGGUGUGUCAGGAACGACAGCGGAACAUGAUCAUGGCAGCUGGACAUCAACGCAAAGAGCUUUGGUCCCAGCAACUUUCCAGGGUUCAAACAGAUGACCAUGGAGCGGCUCAGAAAGUCUACGAUGAGUUGUUGAAGCUGGACGCGCAAUGCCAGCAGCUUUCAACCGCGAUUUGGAGUUCCAAGGGGCAGCUGCACAAGUUGGACUACAAGCGACGACAAGCGCUUCGCGUCUUAGAUUCUUCCCUGGACUUCAGCGAGAGAAGUGAAAGUGCCGCAGGGCUCUCGGUGGAUGAUGUGGUUGAGACUGAGCUGGAAGUGGAGAAACUGCUGUGGGAGCUCUUUUAUGUAGAGCGCGAAAAGAAACAGCAAGACCCCCGGGCAGACAUGGACUUGAAGAUAGCACAGCCAGUUUUCAAUGAAAGCCACCCAGAACAUGUCAUUGUGGCGGACAGUCUUCCACCAACUGUGGCCCCAGCUUCACCCAGCUUCGCUGGACAAGAGCCACCUGAUGUGUUGGCAGAGGUUGCCUCAGUAGUAGAUGCAACUCCUCCCGCGGAUGGCCUGCCAGUGGAACCACUGGUGGCGGAAAAUCCCGUGGUGAUACCGAGAGUGGCGAAUCUGAUCCAUCGCCUGUCCAUGUCCAGGGAUGAGAGACGGCAGCAUGAGCGAGAGAGGAAGGCGGGCAGAUGGGAAGAUCCGCCUGAAAGCAGCGUUCCCAAAGACCCUUCCACUGUCACGGCUGAUGCCCAGUCGGGUGAUGCGCCAGUUGAACCAGCGCCAGUUGAACCACCACCUGAACCACCUGUGCAAAUGGAAGCUUCACGGUGGCCAGAGCUACCAGAACCUAGGGGCGGUGGCGGCCAAGGACUACCUGUGCAACCUGAGACUUUGCCGUGGAAGACCUCAUCUCCAGAAGUGAUAUGGGGUGAAUUGCCCUCUAUCCCACUGAUACCACCUGCUUUGCGACCUCCUUCACUCGAAGCUCUUCCAGGUCCAACUGGAUCCUUCGGAAGCAAUAGAGAACACAGAGUCGUCCUUGAAUGGGAUACUUGACAGGAAAA